Molecule: messenger RNA, 351 nt
Organism: Phytophthora nicotianae INRA-310
Lineage: Eukaryota; Oomycota; Peronosporomycetes; Peronosporales; Peronosporaceae
Exons: 2
Coding region: 1-351 (116 amino acids)
Source: RefSeq, a predicted model, not a curated record
AUGGUCCGCAUCUCGUUCAGCUUUGACGACGAUGAGAAGCUUAUGCAGCUUGCAGCGUUCGGGCAUAACUCGGAGCGAUUAGUGACACCAAAAUUCGCAGGUAUUUCGAGAGAUGUCGUUGUGAAAUACGAUGAAAAGCCUAUUCACAAGAAUUUGGGUGAAGUGAUGCCUGCGGGAACCCCAAUGCAACUACAGGAGCUGAAAGAUGUUUGCAGCGGUAAGACCUUACUGGACAUCGGUUCAGUGCUGGGAAACGUUGUAGUACAAGUCAUGCUUUCAACCGCGAUAAACAGCGUGAUUGGAAUUGAGUUGAAAGCAGACGUUCAUCGAGCAGGCCUAGACAUUAUGUAG